This is a messenger RNA of Neoarius graeffei (lesser salmon catfish), 778 nucleotides long. RefSeq names its product OCIA domain containing 2 (gene ociad2). The transcript is spliced from 7 exons. NCBI's taxonomy places the organism in Eukaryota, Metazoa, Chordata, Actinopteri, Siluriformes, Ariidae. The coding region runs from base 113 to 568 and encodes 151 amino acids. Gene Ontology annotation, cellular component: mitochondrial inner membrane. The record is from RefSeq and is a predicted model, not a curated record.
ACUUAAAAAAAAUCCUCAACUUCAAACGCGUUUUAGAAAAUGAAGAACGAGUAAGGAGAGAGAGAGGGGAAAGUCUGUUGAGGGCUUGAGCCUGUGAGUAACCAGGACAAGUAUGGCAACUGGAGCACUAGAGAAUGCAGGAGGAGAGAAACCAGGAGCAAAAAAGGACUGUUGUCCCAAAGGGGACAAACAUUUUCAUAGUGACGAAGUGAGGCAGAUCUGGAAGGAGUGCCAGCAGGAGAGUUUUUGGUACAGAGCUCUUCCCCUCUCCUUUGGAAGCAUGGCUAUCACUGGUGGCCUCAUCUACAAUGGGGUUUGGAAACAAUCAAAGCGCUUUGGUCCAUUCCCUAAACUAGCACUGGCAGGUAUCAUUGGUUACCUUGUGGGAAAAGCUUCAUACAUGGGAACAUGUAGAGAAAAGUUUCAGAGGUUGGGACCAGAGUUCAGCAAAGGCUUUGGUCCUGGCUGGGGUCCAGGGUUUGGGCCUCCUUUCUUUGGAGGCUAUGGAUACAAAACAAGACUACCUACUGGGCACAAGACGCUGCAAACAUGCCUGUCAGGAGUGUAAGAAAGAAGAAGAAACUGGAACAGCAUCUGCACAAACUACUCAAAGCUGAGGGAAUUGAGCAUAAAUACAAAAAUAUUAACAACGAAAUGAUGCCUGCCUUCACUAAUACCAGAAGUAAUAAUCAGUCAUUGUCUUACAGCACAUCAGCUUUUGUUAGUUCAUUUGUAGGUUUUGUGAAAAUAAUUCAAAUAAAGUAUGGUCUAAUAUAUA